UCUCUUCUUUUUAUAUUUAAUAUUAUAUUUAUUUCAUGCACUGUCCAAUUGCUAUCUAUUACUUUAUUAAAGUGACAGUGAUUAAUCAUGUUCUAAUCGAGGCAAGGGGGAAGAUAAUUACAACAAGACAAAAUUAAAUAAUAAUAUAAUAACUUAAAUCAUAAAAUUAAUCAAGUAAUAGUGACAAAUACGAAGGAUAAAAGUGUCAAAAAGAAAACCCUGCUCUGCUGCAGUGCAGCUGCAGCUGCUGCUACUUGGACCGCAGAAUAAUGUGUUUUCUUUUUUUAAAUUUAAGGAACCGCCUUCCUUGCCUUCUCUCUCUCUCUCUUAAAGUUACAAGCUAAAAACUAAAUAAAUAGAUAACCAUUGCAGCUUUGUAUCCUUUUCUUAUUAUUCAAGAAAGAAACUAUUUUUCCAUCUAGGCAGAAAAUAUCUCUUUUUCAGAAAAUAAAUAAAUCUCUGUUUCUAGUAAAAAUAUAUGCAACCAUUGUUCUUGGUUUGAAUCUAACAGGAUGCCCAAGCAAGAUUCCAAGAUCCAGCAAGUGCCGACAUGUAUACUAAGGGUGAAUAUACACUGUGAAGGCUGUAAGCACAAGGUCAAAAAGACCCUCAAGAAGGUUGAGGGGGUGUAUAAGGUAAACAUAGAUGCGGAGCAAGGGAAAGUGAGUGUGUCUGGAAAUGUAGAUCCAGCAACCCUAAUCAACAAGCUCGAGAAAUCAGGGAAACAUGCUGAGAUGUGGGGACCACCACAGAAGGGUCCAAUUUCCUUCAACCACUUGAACAACAACAACAACAACAACAACUUCCAAAUUGGCAAAAAUGAUAAGGGUUUCAAGGAACAGAAGAACAAGGGUGGAGGAGGAGGAGUUCAUCAACUUCCUCAGCAGCAUCUGAAUAAUAAAAAUGGAUCCAAAGAUGUUAAAAUUGUGGGGAAGAACCAAAACUCAGUUAGGUUCAAGUUACCUGAAGAAGAGUAUGACGACGACGAAGAUGAUUAUUCUGAUGAUUUUGAUGAUGAUGAAGAAGAUGGCGAUUUCGAUGAUGGAUCUGAUGAUGGUGGUUAUGCACAUCAUCCGCCUGCCGGCAAAGGAGCACAUCUUGCUGGUCACCACCACCCCAAAUCGAAUAAGCCAACCCCGCCGAAAGUGAAGAAGGGAAAGAAUGGUGAUAAAGAUAAGAAUGGUGGGGAUGUGAAGAAAAAAAGUGGUGGUGGGAUCAAUAUGUUUCUUAAAGGCAUGCUUGGAAAGGCUUCCGGGAAAAACGGCAAAGAAGGGGAUGGUCACCAUAAGGAAGGAAAUGAUAAAAAGAAGGAUAAAAAGGACGUCUCUGUGCACGAACAAGGCAAGCAUAAUGGUGGAAAAAGUAAAGAGAGUUGGAGUAAGAAAGCCGGAGAGAAAUUUGAUAAUGGUGGGCACAAGAAUAAGGAGAGUAAUAAUAAGAAGCAGGGGUUCAAUGAGAUGAACUUGAAUCAUCGAGGAGGCGGCGGUGGUGGUGGUGGAAUGGGGGAUUUUCAGGGGUUGCCGAAAACAAUGAAUGGUGGCCAUUUACAAGGAGGUGGCGGCGGUGGUGGACAGGGUAACCCUUACAACCAACAACAAAUGGCUAUGAUGAUGAUGAUGAUGAAUCAACAGAAUGCAAAUAGGCCAGAGGCCUACCAUCCUUUAGGCUACGCAGCCGCCGCUAGGCCGCCGCCUGCCGGCAUGAGUUAUGGGCAGCCGCCUCCGCAUGCCAUGGGUUAUUAUGGGCAGCAGCAGCCACAACCUGCGAUGAAUUAUGGGCAGCCACCACCUAUGGCGAAUGAUCAAUAUUCUCAUAUGUUCAGUGAUGAGAAUACUGAUAGUUGCAGCAUUAUGUAGGCUUUCUUGUUCUAAUUGUGUAUGUUGGCUUUUUGUUUAGGGUUUUGGUUGAGAAGGGGGCAAAUUAAACAGAGUUUGGUAAGUCUAUGUAUGUUUUACUGGGGGCUGUAGGCGUUUCAUUUGCCUCUAUUUAGAUUUUUGAUGAUUAUUUAUUAUUAUUAUGUGCUUUUAGUGAAAAAAAACCAAAAUUAAGGAAUAAUAUUUUGUCGGAUUUGCU
Molecule: messenger RNA, 2073 nt
Organism: Erythranthe guttata (spotted monkey flower)
Lineage: Eukaryota; Viridiplantae; Streptophyta; Magnoliopsida; Lamiales; Phrymaceae
Molecular function (GO): metal ion binding
Source: RefSeq, a predicted model, not a curated record